CCGCCUGCCGGUGCCGGGGACUGGUGGUGAGUAUCCGCUACAGCGCGUCAGGACGGGACCGUGAACCCGGAGACGGUACACAGCGAGGCGAAAGCGAGACACAGGUGUAAAGGCUCUCUAAAGAUCAGGACAACCUGCAGUGAUCAGGGGAGGAGAGCUUGGACAUUUAGUGGAUGGAGCAGAUGUCUGAGGAGGCACUAAGGCUGAACUUAUUGAAGCGAGGUCUGGAGUCACCCAACGAACGAGAGGAGGCUUUGGCCAAGCGCCUCAAAAUGGAGGGCCACGAGGCCAUGGAGCGCCUGAAGAUGUUGGCGCUGCUAAAACGCAAAGAUCUCGCCGACCUGGCCGCCCUGGAGGUCGCCGGUCCUCUGGGAGAUGGAAAGGGCCCUGGUGCCAGUACGCUUCAUCACCAGAGCCUCAUGGGUACCAAUUAUGAAGAAAAACUAAAUGGGAGUCUGAGACUGGGAGGACAUGGCGGCCAUGUUGGACCUAGUAAGAAUGGGAAGGAGAACAUUCUGGAUGAGCCGGUGGACAUGAGCGCACGGAGAUGUGACACAGACCAUGAUAGAGGAACUCCGUCUCCAGACGUUAUCAUUCUGUCAGACAAUGAGGCAUCCAGUCCCAGAGCAACACCUCAUCCCGAAGAGCGCCUGAACCAUGCAAACCUGGACAUGUUCAAGGGUAAGACCGGAGAGGAGCGGCAGCAGAUGAUCAAAGCCCUAAGAGAGGAGCUGCGUUUGGAAGAGGCUCGUCUGGUGCUGCUCAAGAAGCUCCGCCAGAGUCAGAUGCAGAAGGAGAAUGUGGUGCAGAAGGUAUCGGUGGUCCAGAACGCUGCCUCUUCUGGGCAGCCCCCUUCCAUCCACGGCUCCCCUGGAUUUGGGAAGCUCCCGAUACGGCCAGGCAUGCACAAUCCCGAGCCACAGAACCUCCGCACUGCACAGGGUCACACAGUCAUCAGGUCGGGAGCCAACGCCAACCUGCCACCCAUGCUCAUGUCCCAGCGGGUGAUUGCCCCCAACCCUGCUACACUGCAAGGCCAACGGCUCUCCAAACCUGGGAUGGGUCGCUCCAGCAUGGGCAACGCCGUAAGCUACCAGCAGGCUAGCCAGCAGGUGGCAGCAUCCCAGCGAUCAGGCUCCAGUGCCAUGUACAUGAACCUUGCACACAUGCAAGCAGCGGCAGCAGCAGGUGCCAGCGGGGUGGCGGGCGGCCUGGGCGGAACCUCUGCCGUCAGCCCAUCGACUCUAUCCGGCUCUGCCAGCGGAGGCGUUAACUCCAUGGCGGACCAAGCCAGCAGCCAGGCCGCCGCCAAGCUUGCCCUGAGGAAGCAGCUGGAGAAAACGCUGCUGGAGAUCCCACCGCCUAAACCCCCUGCCCCACUCCUCCACUUCCUGCCAUCGGCCGCUAACAGCGAGUUCAUCUACAUGGUGGGCCUAGAGGAGGUGGUGCAGAGUGUCCUCGACAGUCAGGGUAAACUGCGUGGCACGCUUUCCCGCAUGGAGCCUUUUUUCUGUGCCCAGUGCAGAACUGAUUUCACCCCCCACUGGAAGCAGGAGAAGAGUGGGCGAAUCCUGUGCGAGCAGUGCAUGAUGUCCAAUCAGAAAAAAGCUCUCAAGGCAGAGCACACUAACAGGCUGAAGAAUGCCUUUGUGAAGGCCCUGCAGCAGGAGCAGGAGAUUGAACAGAGGCUGCAACAGGCAGCCCUCUCGCCCAGCUCGGCGCCCAGUGGCCCAAAUGCCUCCAAGACAGACUCCUUGAUUCGACAUCAUGCUCUGCGCCAGGCACCUCAACCUCAGGCCUCAAUGCAGAGAGGUCUGUCCAACUCUGCGCGCGGUGUCCUGUCUAACUUUGCCCAGGCCUCUCAGCUGUCAGUCGCCAGCAGCCUCAUGGGGAUGAGCAGCGCAAAGCACUGUGGCAGCAGUGGAGGCGGAAGCACCAGCAGCAGCAGACUGCAGCAUGAUAGCCGUCGCCAGAUCUACAAUAUCCCAGGGUUAAAUAUCGCCUAUCUGAACCCAGCGGCAGUCGGCGCCCAUAAGAGCUCCAGCUUAGCAGACCGACAGAGAGAGUACCUGUUGGACAUGAUCCCGCCCCGAUCCAUAUCGCAGUCCAUCACCGGACAGAAAUGAGCCCCAAACAGCCCUGUGGCCCAUCUGAAGACACGCCUCCCUGGGCCCUGUUGUCGGUCUCCACAUGGAAGCACUCCACCAUCAGCCAAUAUAUCCCCCCUCUGCCCCAAGGCCCCACCCAUCGCAUGCAGUGCCUGUCCACGUGCCUACCUUAAACUGACCCAUUCAAAACCCGCCAAGUCACAGAAAGACAAUUAAAAAGUCAGCACAUCUCAAAUUUAAUUAGCAUUGCCCUUAAUUGUAAUUCCCGUUAUUACCACACUAUUUGAAAUGCACCUACCUUUUUUUGGCCUAUGUUACUAUUACUUAUUAUUCUUUCUUAGUAUAAUUUUGUCUGUCUGCUGUCAUUCCUUUACCUAAGGAAGUGGUGGUUAAAUCAUUGUAGGGUCACUUCAGAUUUUUUAAUUGUAUAGGAUUUUUUUUUUCCAUUAAUGCUCCUCUCAUAUAUUGAGUUUAGAUUGGAGUAUUGCUGGUAACAGUGUGCAUUCUUGUUACUAUGCAACUUUCAAGCUUCGUAGUAAAUGCUACAUGGGAGUCUCAAAGCGGAAUACUGAUCCAGACAAUAAUAUUUAGUUUGAUACUGCUCUGUUUUUUCUUCAAAAGAAGAUAAAGAGCCUGCUCUCAAAAUAUUAGUCUGUUGGACGGGGGGCAGAUGACACUGAGGACAGAGCAUCCGCAUUGUCAUCAUCUCAUCAAAGUGACACAGUUAAGGGCAUCCCAAGUAUUAAAUUCCCUCCACCAUCAAUGCUAAUGAAUGCGAGAUGACUGACAGAAGGGUCCUGACAUCUCAGAAAGCCAAUCCCAUGUGAUCAAACAUUUUCCUUUGCUUGUCAACUCCCGCCAUUACUCCCAUCAAGCUUCACUGCUCUGCUCAUUUCCGAGGUCGGUGGCCGUCUUCUACUCCAGAUAUCCCCCUCUUACAUAAUGGAUGUACACAUGACAGUAGCUCUACGAAACACAACUGAGCAACGCAGCUCAAGCAGAACAAUGCACACACCAGAGGAGGAGAGAGCUGACAGGUUUGGGAUCUUUGCAACUCGACCAGAGGAAAUCACCAACUAACUCAUCCAGAAUUCAGGAGGAGGAACAAGGCUUAGCAAAGCAGAUGUGAUGACCCUCCUGCUUCCAUCCUUCCCACCCACCCCAACCCCCACAAACUACCUUUGGUUAUGCACAGACUGGACCCUUUCUACCCAGCAGCUCGUCUUUCACAUCACAUGUUCUUUCAAUGUGAAAAGAACUCCACUCUUGAAGGUGGAAGCACAUUUUGUGCACCCAGACCAGAUUCUGUACUUACAAACCAUGAAUUCUGGUGCAUUUAUUCUAAUGUUUGGGACUAUAUUUUCUGAUUCUUAGCCCCCGCUAUCCCAAACCGAGCCCCACCCACACCUGAUUUUGUUUUUACUUUUAUUUUUUAUUUUUUUGCGGCGUCUCCUCUUAAAACGUUGGCGGACCUAAGAGGUGUAAGCCUUCAGGAGACGAUAAUAAUCAACAAAGUUAAAAACAAACAAAAAAAAAUAUCUGAGAGGAUUAUGUAUAGAUACUUAGCAUCAAAGGGAGAAAACAAAGGAUGUGGAUUAUAUCUUUUAUGGGAGAGACAUGGAUCAAUCAUUGUGUGCAUGUAGUGCACACAAGUUGCCUCACUCCAGAGGAGCACUUUGCAUAUUUCCAAUUGGAAAAAAAAAUGUUUUUUUACAAAAAAAUGGAAAAAAAAAAAGAGGAAAAGAAUGUUACAAUUAAGAGUCUCUUAAGGUCUAGAAGCUGGCUUAGGGCCUAUCAGAGAGUCACAGGUUUUAUGGUUUACUUCUAAUGUUCUUUGGCGGUGUUGCUCUUAGAAUGUUGGACCUCAAGUUGCAUGUCACUGCUCCCCGUUGUGGUGUGGUCGACCCAGCCUGCGAGGAAGCUACUUUCAGCUACGGUAGAAGCAUGAGUACACUCACCUAAAUCGGUCUAUCCAAACCGAAACCUAUGGUCUUUGAACCAAAGCAUAUCCUGAAUAAGAAUUGAUAGGGAAUCUGAGGGUAUGGGGAAGGAUUAGUGUGAUUAGGCAGUAAAAAAAAGCUCAAGUCCGGGUCGUAAGAAUUCCCACGGUGUCUCUUUUUCGCCGCACAAAUGGACUCGGCUCUACUUUGCUCUACUUUCCUUGCUUUGAAGCAGUCAGUUUCCCAUGUCAAAAUUGUACAGUAGUGUAUAUCAGUAUAUCUUUUGACAUGGUCGGAUCCCCAAAUGCUGAGCUACUAGAAACCUCAAAUUACCUGGUAGUUCCUGGUUUUGCCAGUCGUAAUGCGCCAAUCACGAAUAUAGCCAUCUUGAGCCAUGAGUAUGCCAUGCCAUACCUGGUCAGGUUAUAUCAGUGCAAUCAUUUCAGGAACAAAAGUUUUAUUUCCUUUUUCUCAUAGUUUCAAUGUUCAUUUUUACAUGUUCACAUCCAUCUCCAUCGACUUUCAUACUUUUGACAUGUAGUUGAGGUUGUACCACACCACAAUGAGAUAAAAGUCAUGUCCCAAUUCAGAAGCUUUCGUUCCGAAGCAGAAUUGGAACAUAUCGAAAUGCAGUCCUGCUUUGUCGACAGUAGGUUUCUGAAAAGUCUCUUCAAAUUCGAUAGGUCAUUCAAAUGUAGCCAUUUUCCUUUUUUUUUUUUUUUUUAAACUUUACAGCUAUCCUUAUUCCAAGUCUAUGCUAUAAAGUCUUUAAAUAUAGCUGUGUACAAAGAAAGUGUGAAUUUCACUUUAAAAUGUAUUCAUCUACUAUCACCCAUAUUUCAUUUCAUAUUUACACUCUUUACACCUUAAACUUUUUUUUCUUGUUUUAUGCUCCAUUCAGGCCAAUGGUACCAUCUAAAGAAUAUUUCUUGGAAUAUGAUAAGCACGUCGUUGGUCACUUGCGUAUUAACUUGGUCUAAAAGCUUUGGGAGUUGUUGGAAAUCAUUGUCGGCAUAUUAUUAAUAUAAUGUGUACUCAGUAGCAUUUCAAUCAGUGUUCAAGACAUUGCAGUAUUAUUCUUGGAAUACAAUUGUUGAAGGAGGUUGAGGAGUUGGUUAAGCAUCAGGGGAAAUGAGACAGUUCUCACUAGGGCCUGACGGCAUUUCACCCGAAACAAAUAAAAGGUCUAAGUUUUUGUGAUCCAAGUUGUGAAUGAAAACGAAUGUUUAACAACAAAAUGUGUAUUGAAAUUGAUUAUAUUUGGCAAGAUCCCACGAAUAAAUCCUGAAUACUGAGACAUUGCCGAACUUGUACCAUAGUGUUACUUCUGGCCAGAGCUAAAGGAUGGUGCUAGACAUGCUGUAGUCAGUGAGAAUGGUCACGUUAGUGGGGGGAGAGGGGGACCGAACACGAAAUGCUGGAUGUCCUCCAUUGUUGUUUACUGUUGCUGUUCAUUCCAUUAUUAGGUUACAUUCUGUUUGCACUGACAUACAGUACUUUCGACAUGCCUUGUGGCAAGCUGAACUCAAACUACUUGUUAGAAAUUGGGCUCAACUUACUCUGCAUUUCUUUUUAAGCAAGUACUUGGGCUGUGUUCACAUUCGUAAUGGGUUCUCUGGUCUGGACAGAAAAUGAAAAUAUACAUGGCACAUCACCGUUGGUCCUCAGUUUUUGCCGUAAGACCAAACGUCGCCAUGUAAAGAUGCAUACUUUAUGACCUAGUUGAACAAAAUUGGAAUUUCCAAAACAAUAUUACUUGAUCGUAAAUCUUUAGCCUGCCAUUGGAUGGAAACCAGUCCAACGGUGUAUAUCAGCUCUGACCCAAAGUUGUGAAUAAGCUGUAGUUCACCGAUGAAACCAAUGACAAGCUGAAUAGAAAAUGGAUCAAUUGGUUAGGAUUGGAUGGCUUUACAGUAAAAGCACCAAGAGACCCCGUAGCUCAGUGGUCAGAACAGUGGUUUGGUAAACCAGGGGUUCUGGGUUCGUAUCCCACUGGGGCCUCCACUCCCUGAGAAGGGUUGCGUCAGGAAGGGCAUCCGGCGUAAAAAUUGUGCCAAACAUAUAUAUGCGUUCAUCUGAGAUGCUACACUGUGGCAACCCUAAAAGGGACAAGCCAAAAGAAACACACACACAGUAAAAGCACCAAGAGUUCCUUUAUUGCAUAUACACACCACAUUUCUGAUGCCUGACCUUAAAACAGUUUUUUGGCUUUACACUGCUUACAUUUCCAUUGUGCUUCAACUUUUAUCUUUGGUGUGAGUUAUAUUCAAAUUCCAGAACCAACCCAAAUUGCUCCUCCUUUUGUCUGUAAGCGUACCUGGUGAGAGUGCCUAGCCACACUGCUAAGGGUUUAUAGAACAGUUAAUUUUAACCCAGCUUAACCUGCCAAAUGUGAACACACACUCAAGUAUUUGUUGUGAUCUUUUCGUGAAGUACAUUAAUUAGACUGUCGCUUCUCAACUCAUCUUCCAAGGUGAGCUUGUAAACCACACUCGGAGGUACUAAACUAGUAUAUAGUUUUAGCACUUAAUCUGUUUGCAUCUUUUGGCUUUAAGCCACAUUUAAAUCUUGGUAAAGCUUAAUUGGACGAAUAUAAACCAUAAUACUUCAUUUGGAUGAGUGUAUGCAAUGUCUUACAGUCACAUAUCUGCCUGUCGUUUGAGGUAUCCACUUGCUGCCAAGUGUUAGGAGUUUAAACUAAGCUUAACAGUAAAAUAGUAUUUUCAAACCAAUGCUAAAAGAGCUAAAUGUUUCUUAUUUAAUCUAAAUUUGAAGAAUUCAACGCAGAGCACUUUGUUUUCACAUAUGCAGCACUCCAUAGUCACGUAGACACCUUUUAUUUAAGAUAGGAACUCAUGCUCAAGUGCUAGCUGAGCUGAAUAGUAAAACAAUACUUUUAAACCAUUGUUAUAAAGAACUAAUGUAUUGUCGUUUGAAGCUGAAUUGGAGGAAUUAAAGCCGCAACCAAUACCUUUGAUUGUAUGCAUCAGGUCACAUCACAAAGCCACUUUUCAUUUGAGCUAGCAACUCAGCUGAUUUAGCCGAGCCAAAUAGAAAAAGAAAAAAAUGCUUUCAAACAAUUGUUCGUGAGAAAUUAUUCACUUUAAAGAUAAAUUGGAAGACUAUAACCCACAGCACUUAGUUUUGAUGAGUCUUGUAUCCCUUUCAUUUUACCUAGCAGCUCAAAGCCAAGGGCUAGCGGUUUAAGCCAAGCUUAGUAGUAAAACUACACUUUUGAAAUAUUGUUCUAGAGAACUAAUUUAUUCUAAUUGAAGCUAAAUUGGUAGAUCACAAGCCUCAGCACCUAAGUUUUGAUGUCUGUAUACCACAUUUCGUUUCAGCUAGCAAUUCAAAGCCACGUGUUGGCGGUUUAAGCUAAGCAAAAUAGUUAACAAUACUUCCAAAUUAUUGUUCUCUAGAGCUAAUGUAUUCAUCUAGACGCUUAAUUGAAAGACUAGAAGCCAUAGCACAUGGUUUUUAUGAGUGUAUGCAGCGCUCCACAAUCAUUUAGACAGAAUUUUUUUUUUUUUUUUUUUUUUUAAAUGAGCGCAGCUAACAUCCACGUACUGGAGCAAACUAGUGGUUGAAGGUAAGCUAACAGCCAAGUUCACCGCCUUUCCCACUCAUUUGAUCUCACCACGUUCUGCACACUGGUAGUUUGUUCAGCGGACACAAAAGCAAUGACGUUCAUGUUGAGCAAACGUUAUAUAUUUGUGUUGAGCUAACGAAAUUGAGUUUUAGGGCAACGAGGCCUCUUUUACUGCCUCAGCCUUGAGAUAGCUCCAGUGUCUACUAGGGAUGGGCAUUUGAUUUCUUUUGAAAAAUUACAAAUGAGUUUACUGAUUUUUUUUUUUAAAUAUAUUUUAAUUUAUUUUAGAUAGCAGAAGACCGUUUUUGUUUUAUUUUGUUGUCACAAUUGUUUUCAAAUUUAAAGCCAUUCAUACCGGUCAUGUUCUUUUUCGUCAGACCUAACUAGUUGUGACUGAAUAAAGAAUGGCUCUGCUUGUUGCACCUUAGUAGUGCACUCUAGUUUUCAGACGUAAUUAUCAAUCUGAAGAAUUGUUCAUGAUUGAUGAAUGAACUAAUCCACCAUUAUGCCCAUCCCUAUCUUCUACACAUUUACAUUAUUUCUUCAUGCAUCAUUAUGGCUGCUAGUAGCUUUGUGAGUGGUUCUCCAGUUCAGUAGUAAUAUAAAGGCUGGGUGGUGGUGGUGGUGGUGAUGAUGAUGAUGAUGAUGAUGAUGAUGAUGAUGAUGAUGCUUGAACAAUCCAGGCCGUGACUGGGUCACAGCAUUCGAGCGAGAGGGAAGUCUUAGGCCAAGACUCUGAAACUACCUAAAAGAAGACAUGUAAACUAAAGUUUACAAUUGGACAAAAUUCCUUUUAAUUUAGUCAAAGAAAAUUAAUCAGUUUCCAGAUAUAUUUUCAUGAUUUGUUUUGGUUUUUUGUUUGUUUUUAUGUCGGGGGUGAAUUUUUAAUAACCGCCAUUUGGUUUUAGAAUGGUCAUGCAUCUUUUAGCUGUCAAGUUAAAGUAUAUAUUGGAAAAAAAAACUCCUGUCUCUCUCUCUUUCUCUCUUUCUGUUUGCAUCCACACCUUUGUAUUUUGACUCCAGAUUAUUUUGAAUGUCAUUCCCCCCUCCUCCUCACAAAGUCUUUUUUUUAUUUCUGGCAACUAAAUUCCUCUAUUGAGUUUACUUUCUAUUGCAGUUUAAAAAAGAAAUAAACAAAUGUAUUGACUAUGAGAUAAAUGACACAAUAUUUGCUAGGUUUGAAGUAAUAAUGACUUAUUGUACAUAAGCAUUUUCCUCCCUUGUACUGAAAAAAAACUAAAUGGUUGUAUAUUGUGUAGAAAAGCAAACAAAAAGCCAUGAAUAUUGUGAAG
Molecule: messenger RNA, 8929 nt
Organism: Syngnathoides biaculeatus (alligator pipefish)
Lineage: Eukaryota; Metazoa; Chordata; Actinopteri; Syngnathiformes; Syngnathidae
Gene: gatad2b
Product: GATA zinc finger domain containing 2B
Exons: 12
Coding region: 174-2126 (650 amino acids)
Biological process (GO): negative regulation of transcription by RNA polymerase II
Cellular component (GO): NuRD complex
Molecular function (GO): sequence-specific DNA binding; zinc ion binding
Source: RefSeq, a predicted model, not a curated record